UUACAGCUCUGAUGGUACUAGUUGAACAGUGACCGCUUCCUGCCUGAGGACACCUGCUGCCCAACUCCCUUCAUCAUGUCUGGGAUUCACGCACCAUGGUCGACUGGCACAGAGUGUGUAGCCAAAUACAACUUCCAGACCGCCAACGAACAGGACCUGCCCUUCUGCAAAGGAGACGUACUGACCAUCAUCGGCGUCACCAGGGAUCCAAACUGGUACAGAGCGAGGAACACAGUGGGCAGAGAGGGCACUAUCCCAGCCAACUAUGUCCAGAAAAGGGAAGGAGUCAAGUCAGGAGGGAAACUCAGUCUUAUGCCCUGGUUUCAUGGGAAGAUAACUCGGGAGCAGGCCGAGCGGCUCCUCUACCCUCCAGAGACGGGCUUGUACUUGGUGAGGGAGAGUACCAACUACCCCGGUGAUUACACCCUGUGCGUCAGCUGUGAUGGCAAGGUGGAGCACUACCGCAUCAUCUACCACAACGGCAAGCUCACCAUCGACGAGGAGGAGUACUUUGAGAACCUCAUGCAGCUGGUGGAGCACAUAUCGACGAGUGAAGAGGGGCUUACAAGUUACAGGAUGAUAUGAACCCGAUGAUCUUAUACUUCAGCUGUGAUGUCUUCUCACUGCGUCUUCUGUCUUCUCUCGACAGGUGGCUGGGCCUUGAACAGAAAGGAGCUGAAACUGAUCCAGACCAUCGGCAAAGGAGAGUUUGGAGAUGUGAUGGUGGGAGACUACAGAGGGACCAAGGUGGCAGUCAAGUGUAUCAAAAAUGACGCCACAGCGCAGGCUUUCAUCGCUGAGGCAUCUGUCAUGACGCAACUGAGGCACAACAACCUGGUGCAGUUGUUAGGAGUCAUUGUCGAGGAGAGGGGCAGUCUCUACAUCGUCACAGAGUACAUGGCAAAGGGCAGCCUAGUGGACUACCUGCGGUCUCGAGGACGGACUGUGCUCGGCGGAGACUGCCUACUCAAGUUCUCACUUGACGUGUGUGAAGCCAUGGAGUACCUGGAGGCCAACAACUUCGUCCACAGAGACCUGGCAGCCCGUAAUGUGCUGGUGUCCGACGACAACAUCGCAAAGGUCAGCGACUUCGGCCUCACCAAGGAGGCUUCCUCCAUUCAGGACACUGCCAAGCUGCCUGUCAAGUGGACCUCCCCUGAAGCACUAAGAGAGAAGAGGUUUUCCACCAAGUCGGACGUGUGGAGUUACGGGAUCCUACUUUGGGAGAUCUACUCGUUUGGGCGCGUGCCUUACCCUAGAAUUCCGCUGAAGGAGGUGGUGCCCCGGGUGGAGAAGGGCUACAAGAUGGACGCCCCGGACGGCUGCCCGCCCGUCGUGUAUGACCUGAUGAAGCAGUGCUGGACCCUGGACGCCGUGGUGCGGCCCUCCUUCCGCAUGCUGAGGGAGAAGCUGCAGCAUAUCAGAGCCAAGGAGCUCUACCUGUGAAGAGGAGGCACGGGAGAGGGUGGGGUGGGGGAGAGAAGAGGGGGAGUGGGGUGAGAAGCAGCCGAGCGAUGCUGUAAAGCGGGAGGAGGAGGAGGAGAAGAAGAGGGACCACAGCGCCUUCCUCCUGCCCGCCCAGCCUGUUGACCUGUGGGACUGCCGCACUGUGCCCCCUCCCCUUCCUCGACCUCAGACGCCCACUAGCCGUCCUCUACUUCCACACACGGACUGUUUCCUGUUUGUGUUGUAUAGCUUUGGCCAGUUUCUUCUUCUCUCGAUGGGCCAGCACUCUUCCCUCCUUCUUUACCUGCCGCUUCACUCCCUCUCUCUUUCUCCUCUCAUGGUUUCUCCUCAUGAAGAUCCCUCUUUCUUUAUUGUAUCCUCCUCCUCUCCUGAACAUGGCAUUAACUGGAGGGGAGGCUGGCCUUUUCCUCCACGUUUGUCAGGUGCUCUCUCUUCUUCCCCCUCAUCCCUCCUUCAUUCCCGGUUCUCCGUAUCACGAUGUGGCUCUGCAUGCCUUUUCAGCCCAUCUCUCUUGUCAUUCCAUCCUUCCUUCAAUCCCUCCCUCCCGUCGGCGUGGUGUCAGGUGUGGGGCCUUCGCUCUGUGCCAAAGUGCCUCCAGUCUACAGAGCUCCAGACUUCCCUCCAGCACUUCUUUCAAUGGACUUUUUGUGGUUUGCUUUUUUAAUUGCUUUUUUUAAGAGAUCUUUUUUUAUUGCUUUCGGGGUUUUUUUCAGGGAGGUUAUCAAACCAUUUUUAGUGCUUUCUCCCCCACCUCCAACAUGCCCCCAUCAGACUGUAUGCAUUUUUUUUCAGAUGUCCAAAAAGAGAGAGCGUGAACAGGAAGAAGGAGGAUGUGGGGACCAGUAUCAUGUUUGUCCUCCGAUCGAGACAGUCCAGAGGAGCCGGCGGUGGGGCAGCAGGACAAUACCAGGAGGAGAAGGGGGGAAGGCAGUUCUCAAACAUGGUCAAUUCAUCAUAUGUGGGCUUGUUUUUAUAUCAAAAUAUAUUUAAAGGAUUAAAAAAGAACAAGGAAAAAACUGACUGGGGCAGAGAGUUAAAAAGAGGAGGACUUUAAGAAGCCAGGAGUCUCUUGGCGUUAGGAAUGUUCAGUGUCUCUGUGAAUGCUGGGGUCAGGGUGGUGCAUGCUGUGUGUGAGAGGCCUUGGGUUCAACUGUCAGUGCUUUCAAUGUUAAUUGUUUUAUUAUGCUAUCAUGAUUAUGAAUAAAUCAUUCCAUCUGAA
Paralichthys olivaceus (Japanese flounder) is the source of this 2686-nucleotide messenger RNA. The record is from RefSeq and is a predicted model, not a curated record. NCBI's taxonomy places the organism in Eukaryota, Metazoa, Chordata, Actinopteri, Pleuronectiformes, Paralichthyidae.